This is a messenger RNA of Candidula unifasciata, 2051 nucleotides long. The record is from the annotation of a GenBank genome assembly. Lineage: Eukaryota; Metazoa; Mollusca; Gastropoda; Stylommatophora; Geomitridae.
CCCACAAAGUUGACUACCGUAAUGUGACACGAGAAAACAUCAACACAUAUCUGGGCCUGACCUUAGACUGGAACUCUCCGGAGUUUGCCAGGCGGGAGCUAGUGCCUAAAAUGGAAAGAAUGCCUUUUACUGUGAAGGAUUAUCUUUUCAUGCACGCCCUGAUACUUCCUGAGCGUGAGCAGUUUGUGGAGAUUUUCCUUAACAUGGGUUUCCAGUUGCGCCGCUUCCUGACGGAAAGCAAUAUGUUGUAUAUAUACGAAGAGAGUCUGAACAAUGACUUCUUUGUUCAUGUUUGCCUGGAGCGCAUCUUGCACCGUUCAACACAUUCGCUCGGAAAGAAAUUUCUGGAAGGAUCAAAGUGCAAACUCAACAAAGUUCUAUUCACUUUGACUGGCGUGCCUCGACUUAUACACCCGUAUCAACUUUUUAUGGGCCAACUUGCGCAGAAGGAAUCAGAAAAGCAAGAGGCUGAACGAAAAGCACUGCUGGCCUUGAUCUACUGGGCUGUGCUGACAAACAGGCAGGAGUUGGCAAAAGUUCUAUGGAAGAGAUCAGCAGAGCCUAUAGCAGUUGCGCUGGUCAUAUCCAACAUGUAUUACCACAUGUCACAUGACUGGAUCAUUGAUGUCGAUUUAAAGAAGAAGUUGAAAAGUGCUGCCGUCGAUUUCGGCACUUUGGCUGUGGAAAUGAUGGAUUUGAUAUACAAUGACUCCAGCGUGAUGGCAUAUUACGCACUUGUGAACCCACUCAGUGACUUCAAUAACCUCAAUGUGGUAGACCUAGCCCUCAUUGGCAACAACAUCUUUUUCAUUGCCCACCCAUGCUGUCAGAGGUCAAUGCGCGCUCGCUGGCUUGGAAGGCUGAAGAUCAAAUCAUCCGCAUGGGAUCCAAUACAUAUACCGGAGUUUGUUAAGAUUUACAUGAGCCUCUUCUUGUUUUUUCCAAUGUAUUUUUGGCUGACCUUUAACCCGGAAAAACGAAGCAAUGGCUACACUGAAGAAGACGACCAGGAUGAGGAAACCGAGAGCAGAGACAAAAGCCCGAAACAAGAAAGCCGGUUAUUUCUGAAGAACUAUAUAAGGACGACUCGUAGCUAUUUCAUGGAUGAUCCGUACAGAUCGCCACCGUUCUGGAAGAUGAUCUACUACUUGUGGACAGCGCCCAUCUCUAAAUUUUGGGUGAACCAGCUGUUUAUCAUGCUCUACUUGGCACUGUUUGCCCUUGCCUUGAUGGUUCCGUACUGUGGCAACAAGUACCUGAACAUAGUUUUAUGUGGAUGGACAGCUAUCCGGUUUAUCGAAAACGCUUUGCGGACUAUCCAAUUAAAAUUAAAAUACCCUACAUUUGAUGUAGCCUGGUCUGUGUUCGGACUGCUAGCAGACAUCUACAUAUUUUCUGUGAGUGCUUUAUUGAUCUUCCAGCAAAUACAUGACCGCACACCUACAGUUGUUCACAGAAACCUUGAUUACAAAACAUACAAGUUUCUGUUGUCUUUGGGCUUGCUUUGGGUGUUCUUCCGCUCAUUGAGAUUCAUCUUGCCAAUCAGCCAAGACUUAGGACCAAUGCUAGUGAAUAUUUCAGAACUGACACGCAAGGAUUUAAUCAACUGGCUAAUGUUGUGGCUUGUGUGCGCCAUUUCUGGAGGUUUCGCUAUUAAUGCAGUUGUCUACCCUGCCCAGUCCGUCAGCUUCACCAAUUUCCUGCGUUCCCAGAUGAGGACAUUUCUGGCCAUUUUUCUGACAGAAGUCGACGAUCUCAAAGCUGCCACCCCGUGGCAACUCUAUUACUACGAUGAGGCUGUUACUACUGUGUUAGAAAGUAUAUUGACAUUUUACUGGCUUCCAUAUAUACGAGAACGCUUGGAGACGUGCCCUUAUGUGUCACUGGCUGGCUACCUGCUGGUUAUACAACAACUGCUGGUCACGAGACACAUAUUUUAUACUCUCAUGUUUGCCAUGUUUAGCGUAACAACAAACCGCACCAAAGAACGAUCAGUGGAAAUUUGGAAAUUUCAGUUUUACCUUAUGGUAGCAGACUUUGAAGCCAGGUCA